Xyrauchen texanus (razorback sucker) is the source of this 2189-nucleotide messenger RNA. Its product is annotated as myeloid-associated differentiation marker homolog. The record is from RefSeq and is a predicted model, not a curated record. Gene Ontology annotation, cellular component: membrane. The transcript is spliced from 2 exons. NCBI's taxonomy places the organism in Eukaryota, Metazoa, Chordata, Actinopteri, Cypriniformes, Catostomidae. Bases 197 to 1078 code for a protein of 293 amino acids.
GUUGACUUCAACCUCGCCCACUUGUUUCAGACUGAACACUUCGAGAGAAGGAUAACGGGACACGUUGCUGACAACCAAGGAAUCCAAGAAGGCAGAAUAAAAAAGGACAUCAAUUGUACACACCACUACUUUAACUCACAGCAGACAUUAAUUGUCCUAUAAAUCUUUAGUUUGUGAACUGGAAUUCUUGUCCAUCAUGGCGAUAGUGUUACGUACCUCUCCGCUCCUGUGGGCCCGUGUAGCUGCCAUGGUUUUCGCCUGUGUGGCAUUCAGCGUAGCUCUAUACGGAGCACAACUAACCCACGGCACAGGUGACUGGUGUAUCUUCUGUUGGAGCUUCAGUUUUGUUGGAACUCUAUUGAUAGUCUUAGUGGAAAUGUUUGGCCUACAGACCCGUGCCCCUGUUUCCUGGAAGAACUUUCCCAUCACGUUUGCCUGCUACGCCUCUCUCCUCUGCCUCGCUGCCUCCAUCAUAUUUCCACUGUACUUCCUUAAAGGCUACACAGGUCAUAACGAAAUGAUCAACUGCCGUAUUGUGUCUACGGUCUUUUCGUGCCUGGCCACCAUCGCAUACUUGAGCGAAGUAAGUCUCAGUAAGGCUCGUCCGGGUGAGGUGGUCGGCUACAUGGCCACAGCACCGGGGCUGCUGAAGGUCUGUGAGACCUUUGUUGCCUGUAUCAUCUUUGUCUUCAUUAGUGACCCGGUUUCGUAUGACCAGCAUGGAGCAACAAAGUGGUGCCUGGCUGUUUACUGCAUAUGCUUCAUCUUGUCGGCAGUCAUCAUUGUGAUGUGUGUAGGCGAGUGCACAGGCUGCCUGCCCAUUUCCUUCGCCCGUUUCCUGUCCACUUACGCCCUACUGGCUGUGGGCAUGUAUCUGUCUGCCACUAUCAUAUGGCCCAUAUAUCAAUUUGAUAAUAAUCAUGGUGGCGAUAGCCGCAGGCCCAGUAGCUGUGGCUCCAGCUUUGGCCUGUGCUCAUGGGACAAGCUACUGGCCAUCUCAGUGCUCAGUGCUCUUAACUUCAUUCUGUAUCUGGCUGAUCUAAUCUACUCAGCUAGGCUGGUGAUUGUUACUGUUUAAGAAAGGGGUUUUUAGAAGGAGUAAGGUAAAGGAAAGAGUGAAUAUUUGAAGAAUAAGGGGGUAAGAGGGAAGUGAAAGUGUGGUUUGGAGAGUGGUGAUGUUCAAAUGGUAGGUCAUGACCCAUGAACUUCUGUAUAUUCAGUGUUAUUUUGCAAUAAUUUGUAAUUUUUUUUUUUUGGUCAUGCUUUUUAUGAUGCCAAAGAAAAUUGGAGAAUUUCAGUUUUCAUUUGCUUAUCAGAUGCAUGACAAAAUGGUUAAAUUUUUUUAUGUUUUACCCAUUUGUCUCAUUAUAAGCAUUUUUUGAAUAUAUAUUUUUUUUUGCUUCACUGUGCUUUUAAUGUUGCUUGCAUGAAGGACUCAUUUAUUAUAACUGUGUUGGGUUUGUGUACGUUAAUGUCAAAUUCCAAUCUCCUCAAUAACAUAUUUCUAUUAUUUUAGGUUAACUACUGCUAGUUAAAAAAACAUUUGCUUACACUAAAUAUCUGUAACAUGAUACUUAAAAUAUUUCAGUACAUUACACUGCUCUUUGGUGCAUGUCAAAUAAUUUUAUAUGGUAGAGUGACAUAAAUUGUCCUUUCUCCAUUUAUUCAUUCUUAAAAAUAUAACUUCUAUGACAUAAGUCACAUUUAAGUUGAAUAGAGAAGAAAAAUAAAUGUAUAUGUGGACAUCAUUUGAGCAUUCAAACCAGCUGUGGCAUUGUCUGACAUUAAUAUAUUUUUAUUCUUAUAUAUAUAUUGUAAUGGAUUCAUAUUUAGAAUAUGCUAUUGCUAUGUGUGCACAUGGUAUUUGCGAGAAUCUUGUAUGUAUGUUGUAGAUGUAUUUCCCCAUCAAAUCUUUAUAGAAACCUUUGCUGUUCUUUUGUUGACACAAACACCUCAUGAGAAAAAAAGCAAAUUAAAUGUUUGCUGUGCUGCCUGCAUCUCUGGGAUCUACAUGUGCCUGUUUUGACUGUUACAGUCCUCAAUGCUUGAAUGAGAAUGUUCUCAUUGUGUUAUCAAUAAGUGAGUGAGCAUGUGUGGCAAUCUGCCUUCUCUCUCUCUGCUUAUGGUAAACAGCACACACUGCAGAGUUGUGCGAAUGUGUAAUCUAGCUCUGAAUAAAAGUAAUGAAA